Molecule: messenger RNA, 2101 nt
Organism: Sorghum bicolor (sorghum)
Lineage: Eukaryota; Viridiplantae; Streptophyta; Magnoliopsida; Poales; Poaceae
Product: bifunctional 3-dehydroquinate dehydratase/shikimate dehydrogenase, chloroplastic
Exons: 10
Coding region: 246-1829 (527 amino acids)
Biological process (GO): shikimate metabolic process; chorismate biosynthetic process
Molecular function (GO): shikimate 3-dehydrogenase (NADP+) activity; 3-dehydroquinate dehydratase activity; NADP binding
Source: RefSeq, a predicted model, not a curated record
CCCACCUCCAUCCAAAAGAGCCGGCGGUGGCCGGCAGCCAAAACCGACGUCGCCACGUCGGACUUCGCCGCCGCCGCCAGGAGGAAGGGGACAAGGUCACAAGGCAACGCCGGCCGGCGCAACAUUUAUAUGUCUACCAGGCAGCCCAGCCCGGCCACCACGUGUACUCUUCUGCCACAGAGCUAGACCGCGCCCUCGGCGGCAAGCUGCUCUGCUGCUCCCCCCAGCCACCGCACCGGGUGCCAAUGGCGACUGCAGCGACUUCGACGCCGCCGGCGUGGCAGCGGACGUUGGUAUGCGCGUCACUGACCGCGCGGGUACCCCGGGAGAUGGCAGCGGAGGUGGACGCCGCCGCCGCGCUCGGUGCCGACGUGGCGGAGCUCCAGGUUGGCUGCCUCGACGGCUUCGAGCCGCGCAGGGACCUGCCCGUGCUCCUCGCCCAGCCCCGCUCGCUCCCCGUCAUCGUCACCUACAGGCCGAAAUGGGAGGGCGGUCAGUACGCAGGCGAAGAUGAGCCACGGUUUGAGGAGCUUCUACUGGCAAUGGAGCUGGGAGCUGAAUAUGUUGACAUCGAGUUCAAGGUCGCCGACAAAUUUAUGAAGUUUUUGUCUGGGAAGAAACCUCAAAGCUGUAAGCUCAUUGUUUCAGCUUAUGACUACGAGAGGACUCCCUCGGUCAAUGAACUUCUGAAUUUGGUGGCCCAGAUACGAGCCAUAGGGGCUGACAUUGUGAAAAUUUCAACCACUGCUGCUGACAUUGUAGACGCAUCAAGAAUGUUUCAAGUACUUGCACAUUGCCAAGAAAAGCAGGUGCCUAUCAUUGGGCUGGUGAUGAAAGAACAGGGUUUUAUUUCUCGGAUUCUUUGUGCAAAAUAUGGCGGAUACCUUACUUUUGCAUCUCUUGAGAAAGGAAAAGAAUCUGCUCCCGGGCAGCCGACGGUAUCAGACUUGAUAAAUAAGUACAAAAUUAGGCAGAUAGGCCCUGAUACUAAGGUCUUUGGUAUUAUUGGAAAUCCAGUUAACCACAGUAAAAGCCCAAUUGUGCAAAAUCAAGCUUUCAGAUCAGUGGGUUUCGAUGCUGUGUUUUUGCCAUUUUUGUCAGAUGACUUGGUUGAGUUUCUUUCUACCUUCUCAGCACCAGAUUAUGCUGGCUUCAGUUGCACAAUGCCCCAUAAGGAAACAGCACUUAGGUGCUGUGACGAUGUUGACCCUAUUGCCAGGGACAUUGGAGCUAUUAAUACAAUUAUUAGAAGGCCUGAUGGAAAACUUGUAGGCUAUAAUACGGACUAUUCUGGUGCUAUUUCUGCUAUUGAGGAUGGAAUAAGAGCAUCACAAUCAACAGAUUCUACCACUUCGCCACUGGCUGGAAGGCUUUUUGUUGUCAUAGGGGCUGGUGGUGCAGGGAAAGCACUAGCAUAUGGUGCAAAAGAGAAGGGAGCAAGAGUUGUGAUUGCAAACCGUACAUUUGCACGAGCUCAAGAACUUGCCAACAAAAUUGGCGGGACUGCAUUGACCCUGUCAGAGUUGGAAAACUACCAUCCCGAGGAAGGGAUGAUUCUUGCAAACGCAACAUCUGUUGGGAUGCAUCCAAAUGUCGAUGGAAUUCCUUUAUCUAAGCAAGCACUGAAAUCCUAUGCCGUUGUCUUCGAUGCGGUCUUCGUGCCAAGAGAGACUAGACUUCUCCGAGAAGCUGCAGCGUGUGGAGCGACAGUUAUUGACGGUCUGGAGAUGCUAAUCAGGCUAGUGAUGGUUCAGUUUAAGCUUUUCACAGGGGGCAUGACAGCUCCAGAAAGGUUGAUGCGCGAGGCUAUCCUGACGAAGACACAUUGAGGUUUGUCCACAUAACAAGGUCUCUGCAGAUAUCAUGGUUUCUGCAAAAAUGGUUCCUGGACGUCUGUGAAGCACCUGUAUUUGAUUGAUGAUUCUUCAACACAAGCGGCGGAGGAGAUGCAGGUUUCGGCCUCAUCCUGUUUCUCCUACUGCCUGCAAUGAUGCAGUGUUGUUUUCAUCAUAUCACAUCUGUUGUUCAGUAAACAAUAUAUGCUCUAGUUCAACAAUGUAAAGAUGUUUUCUUUUUUCAGGUAGCAAAACUUGUACAAAAA